UUUUCUAUUCCCUCAUCUUUGUUUCCCUUACUGUACAAAUUUCUAACAAAACUUGACCCCGUCACCUUUAAGAGAUACUGCAAACAAACACUAACUGUCGCUGUUAAAAUGUUACGGUGGUUUUGAUGGAAAUUGUUGGUUCUUAAUGCUUUGGAGCAGACUUUAAACCUGGUAGGAGAUCUCGCUGGUAAGCACCUCACAGCCAGCAGGAAGCACACUGCACUGGGAGUGAACUCGGAUGGGAGCAUAACGCACUGCCCUGUGAGCAGAAAGGAGAAUGCACAGUAAGCGAAGAAAUUAUUGCCUUGGAAGAAGCCAUAUUUUCUCAUUCCAGAAUGUUACCGGUAGAUAACAGACUUCGCAACUUACAGAUCUACAAACUUCUCCAGUGUGUUCACCAGAAAGACAAGAAGCAAAUAGAAAAGCUGGUCCAGAAUGGAUUCCCAAACCUCAUCAAUUUCACCGAGCCUACGGAUGGGCUUAGUGCUCUUUCUUUGGCCUGCAUUAAGAAUGACAUUGACAUGUGCAGUUUCUUGCUACAGCGGGGAGCUCAUCCAGACAUUCAGGACAAAAAGGGAUGCACUCCAGCAAUGAAGGCAGCUGAGCUAGGCCACAACUUGGUUUUGGAGUUACUAGCAAAAACUAAAGCAGACAUGACUAUUGUUGAUAAUGAAGGGAAAGGUGUUUUGUUUUACUGCAUUUUACCUACAAGACGCCACUAUCACUGCACUCAAAUUGCUCUGGAUUACGGUGCAGAUAUUAACAACUGUACUACUGAUGGGAAGCCUGUAUUUCUACAAGCCUGUGAGCAAGCUCACAAUAUUAAAGAAAUAUGUCUGAAUUUAUUGGAAAGAGGAGCAAAUCCCAAUGCAAGAGACCCAGUUACAGGUCGCACAGCCGUAAUGGAAGCAGCAAGGGAAGGUGUUCUUGAGGUGGUGCGUGGUAUACUUGAGAGAGGAGGUGAUAUUAACCUAUUUGACAAUGAGAGACACAAUGCUGCACAUUUUGCAGCCAAAGGAGGCUUCUUUGAGAUCUUGAGGAUUAUUUCAGCUUAUAAUGGAGACUUGGGUCUGAUUGCCAUGAAUGGUAACACACCUCUUCAUUAUGCUGCGGAGGGAGGAUUUGCAAAUUGCUGCAAGUUUAUAGGACAAAGAGGCUGUGAUCCUACAUGGACAAACUUGUUAGCUAAGACUCCAAGAGCUGUUGCCAAGGAAGGAGGCUUUAAAGCAGCAACAACGGAAUUGCGUAAAAUUGAAAAGAACUUUAUGAAUCAGUCCAAGCCUGGAGCUAAGGAGAACAACCCGCUCUGGGCACUGAGGCUAUACGACUGGUCCUUAGAGCACCAGACUGCCCUCCUCCAGGCGUUUGAGGCUGUCGACCAAGGAGAUGGAACUGUAGCCAAAGAUGAUUUCAUAUCAGUUAUUCAGAAGCGGUGUGCCUUUGUGGACACUGAGCAAAUACAAACUAUUGCUGAACUGCACGAAAAAUCUGAUCCUGAAGGAAUCAACACUGAAGAAUUUUUUAAAGGCUUUAAGUACUUGCAGAAAAACUGUCUUAUAACAUCCUUUGGACCCAAAGGGAAGAAAGGAAAGAAAGGGAAGAAACGAAGAGGCAAAAAGAGCAUUGCUGUCCCUAUGCCAAUUUGUGUUAUUCCAAAGAGGGAAUGCCUGCUUAGGGAAGAUGGCUUCCCUGUAUACAUGAUUGAGGCUGUUCAGAGCAUUGCUGAUAGAUACCAUGUUAACCAAGACCACCCAUCCGCCCAUCCCGUGCAUGAUGAUCGUGCCUGGUACAUAGAUGAACCAAGGAAAAUGUACAUGAAUAUUAACUUCCUUGUCAGAGCAGGAGACAUUCUAUCUCUACAGAAAGCUUUUGAGGAGGGUGUCCCAGUAGACAUAAAAGAUAAGUAUUACAAAACACCUUUGAUGGCGGCAUGCACAAGUGGGAAUAUGGAUGUUGCGCAGUAUCUCCUGGAAAAGGGGGCUGAUGUGAACGCAACAGACAAUUUCAUGUGGACUCCCCUCCAUCAUGCUUGCUAUAAUGGACACCUAGAUAUUGCUGAACUGAUGGUAAAGGCUGGAGGAGCAGUAGAUGCACCUGCAGUAGGCAAUGCAACACCGCUAAUGAGAGCCAUUGAGAUCUGUAGAUUGGAUAUAGUACAUUUUUUAAUCAAUGCAGGUGCUGAUGUCCAGACAACAAACAGUAAUGGAAAAAAUGCUCUUGAUAUUGCUAAGGUAUUUGCAGAUGAUAGAAUAAUUGAUCUGCUUCAAAAUAAGCUGGACAAUUUACCAAAGAUUACAGAGAAAAAAGGAGCAGAAAAAGGAAAGGCUGCGAAGUCAAAGAUGCCUUCUACACCGACACCUGGAGAAGUACAAGCUGUGAAAAAAGAGCCAUCACAUGCAUCUCUGCCACCUGUAGAAAAAUCCCAUCCUGAGAAACCAGCACAUUCCCUUAAGGACAGCGUUGUUUAUCUGAACUCUCUGAUAAGCAGUGGUGCUAUUAAGAAAGAUGACAUUGCAUUCAAACCCAGAAAAAUUUGGACCCCUGAUGCUGCAACAAAGGAGCUAGUAAGAAAGCAAGAAUUGCUCUGGGAGCGCUCUACUCUUGGUGGAGACUUAGAAAACUUUGAGAGUCCCUUUAAGAGGAAUGUUCCAGAAUAAGCACAUCAGCUGAAAGAAGCUACUUCAACACAUGCUUGAGGGGAAAAAGAUCAGAGGGCUCCUCCACUGUAAGAAAGGGAUCAGGUGGUACUUAGUAAAUUUAUCACAGUUACAGUAAAAAAAAAUAUAUAGCAAGUGUUUCCUCUAUACAUGAUGUUGCUUACACAGCAAUCUUUUGUUAAGAAUUUAGCAUUGGAAAAGAUUUAACCUCGUGAUUGUAAACAUCUGAGCUGGCUCAGUGUACUUUAUGGAAUGGCCACUGCUGUGAAACAUACACCUUUUUUCUUUGUAAAGACAUAGUUUUACCAGGUUGUUUUUCAUCCCAAGAUAAAAAUCCUUCAUAGAAGAUAUAGUUGUUACUACUACUGCUGAGCAUAUUGCUUUCAUGUUCUACCUUGUAGACUUGCAAGAGUGCACAAACCUUCUACCUUGCUCACUGAAGAUGUAUUCCCCAGCUGCACUGUUGCAAAGCUGUUAUCAGUAAGUUUGGAACUGGCCUGAACUUUGAAAAACAUUCAGAAAUUUUGUGAAUGUAAGUUCUUGUACUAAGAGCUACAUCCGUAACUAAUUCACAUCAGUGCCUGCCUUCUCAAACAAAUGAAGCCAACAGAUGAUGUCCUGCCAUUAAAACAAGCUAUAUGUGGAGGGAAAAAUUGGUGUCUUAGAAACAAGCUGACCAGGCUACUGUAAUUUAGUAUGAAGAAGAGGUACUGAAAGUUCAUUAUAGGAAGCAUAUAAUAUCAAGAUUUAUAUCUUAGGACCAGGAUGAAUCUGCUGAGGGAUGCAGCAUUUCCUGAGUACAUCUGCAAAAUAGUUAAGAGCACAGAAGCAAACUUGAUUUGAUGCUUCAAAAAGGCAACAGCAGAUGAUAAGCCUUGAGUAGGCAGAGGCUGAAAACACUGGGAAUGUUUAGCUUAUAGAGCAAAGAAGCAGGAGUGAAUGCCAUGAAAAAUAUUGAAAGAAGCAAAGAAUGUGAAGAAGUAAAACCCAUCUAUCCUUUUGUAGAGUACAAGAACAUUCAGAAUAUUGAAAAAUGCGAAAGAUGGGAGAGUAGCACAUUAAAUAAGACUGUACAAUGUGUAAAUAUCCUGUGGAACCCUCUGCCCAAUUAUCCUUUGAAGCUUAAAAAAAAUAUUUACAUAGCUUGUGAGAAGAGUCUAGUUAAAUAAUGCAUAAGGGAUAAAAUCCCUUGUGUUUCAGGACCUCAGUUAAUAAUGCAGAAAGUUUCCUAGCAAUGCAGUUCACUCCAUGAUCAUACAGUGCAGUGGUAUUUGUGUCCCUUAAGAAAGAAAGACAAUGACACGGGCAAAUAAGAUCAGCAUUAAAAAAAAGAAUACUAUCAAACCAGAUGCUGACACACCUCAAAAAGCCACCUGGGUCCAGAACACAGCUAAUUUAGGAAAUUUCUAUUCCACUUAUUUUUAAACUGCAAGUCUUAAAGUCUGGAGUCUGAGCUUCAAAAUAAGUUAUUUCCUUGUGAUUUGUCAUUACUUGCAAUAAAGACCAAUUUUUGCCAUUGUUGACAUGCAUGUAAUACAGCAUUUCCAUGCCUCAAUUUGCCUAGGUAUGAGGAGAGAAAUGCAUUUGUUAGAACUUUCUGGGGAAAGACUGUACUAUGUCCUUGAAGACACCACUGCUCAUGUGACAUCACAUGCCGCAAAUCCUUUUGAACUCCAGCUGCACAUCCAACUGUUAAAAAUUAGUAGAUACCCAAGACAAAUACAAAGUAAGUAGAUGGGUCUAGUGAGGUACUAGUCGUAUUUUUGAAUAUCACUACUGAAUGUAUCAUUCAGAUAAACACUGUUGUGUAUGAUUGAUUUAUGACAAGUUGCUUACUUUGAAAAAAUAUCCCUAUAUGUGUAGCAUUUUAAUAGUCCAAUAUAAAGGAAAAACCUUAAAGGCAAGUGAGAUACCAUUUCAACACAUCAGCUGUCUUGGAAUUCUUAACAUCAACUUAUCUUUGCCUGUCAGCACAAAACUUCUACUUGGCUGCAGAUGGUUGUGAAUAAAAACAACAGUGAGUGCUGGGCCUAGAAGGCAGUGCAGAGCAGAAUGCUCAUAAACAGUGAUGAAUAAAAUUGCAUCUUUAAAGAA
Messenger RNA from Numida meleagris (helmeted guineafowl), 4751 nucleotides. RefSeq names its product ankyrin repeat and EF-hand domain containing 1 (gene ANKEF1). Gene Ontology annotation, molecular function: protein binding. The transcript is spliced from 10 exons. The record is from RefSeq and is a predicted model, not a curated record. Bases 336 to 2657 code for a protein of 773 amino acids. Lineage: Eukaryota; Metazoa; Chordata; Aves; Galliformes; Numididae.